AUGACUAUCUUUAGUGACUCAACAGAAAAGGUCACCGAUACUAUUGAUCAUCAAGAAAAGAUCCAAUUCGACCACGAUGAAGGUUCUUACGAAGGUGGCGCCCCAAACUUUGACCUCGAUGAGGAAAUCGAAAAAUACAAGUUGAUGGGUGAACAGCAAAAAUCAGAUGGUGCCUUCUUGACCCACUUAAAAAGACUCGAGUUUCCCAUCAAAUUCAAAAAUGUCGACCACAUGACAUAUUUCAUGGGUGGUUUCGCCUCUUUUGCCGGUAUCUUGAGUGGUGUCGAUCAAAGUAUUAUCAGUGGUGCCAUCAAAAUGAAUACUGCUUUGCACUUGACCGACCACCAAAACUCUUUGGUCUCUGCUUUGAUGCCCUUGGGUGCCGUGGGAGGAAGUGUCCUUAUUUCCGUGCUCGCAAAACUCGGUAGAAAGAACUCGCUUUUGGUUUCAAUUUUACUUUACACCAUUGGUGCUAUUAUGUGUGCCGCUGCCCCCAUCCCAAAACAAAUUGGCGAUGUGUUUGACAAUACAAACUCAACAAACGUGUUGUAUGCAGGAAGAUUCAUCUUGGGUUUGGGUGUCGGUAUCGAAGGUGGUACCGUGGGUGUGUACUUGGCUGAAGCCAUCAGCAAAAAGAAAAGAGGUGGAAUCACUUCGGCUUAUCAACUUUUCAUCGCUGUGGGUGAGGUUCUAGGCUUUGCCAUUGCAGCAAUCUUUAUCAAUGUCAAAUCUGGAUGGCGUUACAUGUUGGGUUCCUCGAUUGUAUUUUCAACUAUUUUGUUUCUCGGAAUGCUUUUCUUACCUGAAUCCCCAAGAUUCGUUGCAUACAAAGGAAACUUUGGCGAAGCAUAUAAUAUUUUCACAAGGCUCAGAGAUAUGGAAUUAAGAGAAAGUAAAAUCGAGUUUAUACAAAUGAUCCAGGCUGUUGAAUACGAACGUGAAAAGAACCUCACAAGAAACAAGGCUAAGGAAUGGAUGGAACUCUUUACAGUGCCAAGAAACAGACGUGCGUUGGUUUAUGGUGCAAUGAUGGUGUCCCUUGGACAAUUGACUGGUAUCAAUGCCGUUAUGUACUAUAUGUCAACUUUGAUGAAACAGAUUGGAUUUAGUGAAACAAAUGCCAUCUUUAUGUCCUUGGUUGGUGGUGCCUCAUUGAUGUUUGGUACCAUUCCAGCCAUCUUGUACAUGGACAGAUUUGGUCGUCGUAUUUGGGGUUACAACUUGAUUGGUUUCUUAGUCGGUUUGGUCCUCGUUGGUGUUGGUUACUUGAUCCCUCUUGACACACACAAGGCUGCCGCUUUGGGUGUAUACUUGACAGGUAUCAUCCUUUACGAAUUCUUCUUUGGUUCCUAUGCAUGUCUUACCUGGGUCGUUCCAUCAGAGAGUUUCCCAAUCAACUGUAGAAAUGCAGGUAUGACUAUUUGUUCGGCAUUGUUGUACUUGUGGGCAUUUACUGUGACUUACAAUUUCAACAGAAUGAAAGUUGCCAUGACCUACACUGGUUUGACGAUUGGAUUCUAUGGUGGUAUUGCUUUCCUUGGUUUGAUUUACCAAUUGCUCUUUAUGCCUGAAACUAAAGGUAAGACAUUGGAAGAAAUUGACGAGAUUUUCGAAAAACCAACCAGGGAAUUGGUUAAGGAGAAUGUUAGGGGACUCAAGAGAUUCUGGAGCUUCAAGUAA
This is a messenger RNA of Lodderomyces elongisporus, 1680 nucleotides long. RefSeq names its product Hxt5p (gene HXT5). The record is from RefSeq and is a predicted model, not a curated record. NCBI's taxonomy places the organism in Eukaryota, Fungi, Ascomycota, Pichiomycetes, Serinales, Debaryomycetaceae. Gene Ontology annotation, cellular component: membrane. Bases 1 to 1680 code for a protein of 559 amino acids. Gene Ontology annotation, biological process: transmembrane transport. The transcript has a single exon. Gene Ontology annotation, molecular function: transmembrane transporter activity.